CGUAGAUGCGUCGUAGAAUGGAUUGGUGCAUCUGUUGCUGAAAACGAGCUCACAUUCACAGCACAAGUAAUUGAGGACGAAUCGAAAAACUACCACGCGUGGCAGUAUAGACAAUGGAUCUUACGGCACUUUGUCUUCAAAGGCGAUAACGUGGAAAGGGCUAUUGAGAAGGAGCUAUCGUUUACUUCAAAGCUUCUUUUCGAAGAUCCCCGCAACAAUUCCGCUUGGAACAAUCGCUAUUUCGUUUUACAAACGAAUAACAAACUAGGAGAUCCGAAUACUAUCGAGAAUGAGAUCAGAUUAGCAAAACGGUUCAUAGAAAAAAUGCCCAACAACGAAAGCGUUUGGAAUUUUUUGGCAGGAUUACUUCUUCACAAUGGCUUGUCAUCACGAGUGGAUGUUGUAGAUUUUGUUGAAGAUCUGUAUGAGAGAACUGAAGCUCCUAAACGAGCUCCUUACCUGGUUUCGUUUCUCUGUGAUAUCUUGCUGGAGAACAUCGAGAAUGAUGUAAACCCUGCAGAGAACUGCAAGAGAGCGAAGGAGAUGGAGCACCGCGACCUUGGUCACAAAGUUUUGGUAGUAUUGGAUCAUGGUUCGCGCUUUGCCAAGAUGGCCGGAAAUGUGGGUGACUAG
Strongylus vulgaris is the source of this 633-nucleotide messenger RNA. Lineage: Eukaryota; Metazoa; Nematoda; Chromadorea; Rhabditida; Strongylidae. The record is from the annotation of a GenBank genome assembly.